This is a messenger RNA of Syngnathoides biaculeatus (alligator pipefish), 1985 nucleotides long. RefSeq names its product integrin-linked protein kinase-like. The record is from RefSeq and is a predicted model, not a curated record. Gene Ontology annotation, biological process: cell-matrix adhesion; substrate adhesion-dependent cell spreading; protein phosphorylation. Gene Ontology annotation, cellular component: focal adhesion; stress fiber. The transcript has 13 exons. Bases 173 to 1531 code for a protein of 452 amino acids. NCBI's taxonomy places the organism in Eukaryota, Metazoa, Chordata, Actinopteri, Syngnathiformes, Syngnathidae. Gene Ontology annotation, molecular function: ATP binding; protein kinase activity; protein binding.
CGGACCGUCCCGGUCUGCCGGCAGCAGCCGGGACAAUGACCGCGAAGGCGGGGCCAACUCGCGCCCCGCCGCGCUUCUCACUUAUGGGGAAGAACUUUUGUAAAGACUGGGUGGGAAAACUGAAACAGCUGAAGAGUCCAAACGGAAUUUAAAGGCGCACCCCUGCGUAAACAUGGAUGACAUCUUCACACUGUGCCGAGAGGGCAACUCCGUGGCAGUUCGCUUGUGGUUGGACAACACGGAAAAUGACCUCAAUUUAGGUGACGACCACGGCUUCAGCCCGCUGCACUGGGCGUGUCGGGAGGGACGCGGCGCCGUAGUGGACAUGCUCAUUAUGAGGGGCGCACGCAUCAACGUCGUGAACCGCGGUGACGACACCCCCUUGCAUCUGGCAUCCAGUCACGGCCAUGCAGACAUUGUGGCCAAGCUGAUUCAAUGUAAGGCAGACCCCAACACGGUCAACGAGCACGGCAACACGCCGCUGCACUACGCGUGCUUCUGGGGGCAAGAGACAGUAGCACAGGAUCUGGUGGUCAGCGGGGCUCAGGUGUGCAUGUGCAACAGGUACGGACAGACGCCUCUGGACAAGGCUAAGCCUCACCUUAGGCAGCUACUUCAAGAGAAAGCAGAGAAACUGGGCCAGAGUUUGACCAAGGUUCCCUACAAGGAAACCUUCUGGAAGGGCACCAUGAGGACCAGGCCUCGUAACGGCACCCUCAAUAAGCAAGCCGGCAUUGAUUUUCAACAACUGUCUCUGUUGGCAAAAAUCAACGAAAACCACUCAGGAGAGAGUUGGAAGGGUCGCUGGCAGGGUGACGAAGUGGUGGUGAAGGUCCUCCAUGAGAGGGAGUGGAGCACCAGAAAGAGCAGAGACUUCAGCGAGGAGCAUCCCAAACUACGGAUCUUCUCUCACCCCAACAUUCUCCCUGUUCUGGGAGCGUGCCAGUCCCCGCCAGCUCCGCACCCCAUCAUCAUCACCCCUUACAUGCAGUACGGAUCUCUAUUCAACCUCCUUCAUCAGGGCACCGCUCUGGUGGUGGACCAAAGCCAAGCGGUCAAGUUCGCGUUGGAAAUCGCCGGCGCCAUGACCUUCCUUCACACGCUGGAGCCCAUGGUGGCGCGGCUGUACCUCAACAGCAAGCACGUCAUGAUUGACGAGGACAUGACGGCCAGGAUAAGCAUGGCGGAUGCAAAGUUCUCCUUCCAGUGCACAGGACGCAUGUACUCUCCGGCCUGGAUGGCCCCAGAGGCCCUCCAGAAGCGCUCCGAGGACAUCAACAGGAGAUCGGCCGACAUGUGGAGCUUCGCCGUGCUCCUGUGGGAGCUGGUCACCAGAGAGGUGCCUUUCGCGCACCUCUCGCCCAUGGAGAUCGGCAUGAAGGUGGCUCUGGAAGGCCUGCGACCAACCAUCCCGCCGGGGAUCUCGCCUCACAUUUGCAAGCUCAUGAGGCUGUGCAUGAAUGAGGACCCCGCCAAGAGGCCCAAGUUUGACAUGAUCGUGCCCAUCUUGGAAAAAAUGCAAGACAAGUGAACCACGCCCACCUAUCUGCAUGGUUGCUGUACAUGAUGUUUCUUAAACCACGCAUUUUUCAGUAAAUGUAUGGCUGUCACUUUUCAUUUGAUUCUUGGAUGUAAGGUUGUGCUUCUUUUUUUUUUUUAAUCUCAAGUGGUCACUGAAACAUCUGCUUUUAAAUGCAUAGGAAACUAUUCAGUGAUCAAAAAAACAUGUACAAAAAUGACAUUUUAACUCAGACGAUGCAAUAAAAAUUUUAUAUUUAUGACAUAACGUUUACUUUGGAAUUGUAUCUCUCUUCUAUAUAACUGUAAUGGUCAAUUUGGGUUCUGUUUUUUAAAAAAAAAAUUCAAACAUGACAAAUAAGAUCAAAGGCAUACACCGACUGACCGUCUGAGUUCCAAAAAUACUUCCGACAAGAAACAAGAACUUCUACAACCUAGGUUCCUACUUCUGGUCCUAUUUCUCCCUA